UACGAUUCUUCUUGUCCAUCUCAAUCGCCUCGCUGCGAGACCGCACCACCACCCACUCCCCUCCACCCGCCUUUCUGCUCCUCGAGAGCCUGGAGUUCGUCUGUUGUCACCACCGCCAACAUGUUCUCCGCCGGACUCAGGCACUUUUCCGGCCGUGGCGCCGUCCGCGCUGCGUCCCGCAACUUCUCCAGCACACCACGAGCAAACCGCAUAAUCACCAGCGCUCCGCUGCGAGCGAAGGAGGCCUCGGGCGCCAUUGGACACAAAUACCCGGUCAUUGACCACGAGUACGAUGCUCUCGUCGUCGGCGCUGGAGGCUCUGGUCUCCGUGCAGCCUUCGGUCUGGCAGAGGCUGGCUUCAACACCGCGUGUAUCUCGAAGCUGUUUCCUACACGAUCACACACUGUCGCCGCUCAAGGAGGUAUCAAUGCCGCGCUGGGCAACAUGCACGAGGAUGACUGGCGAUGGCAUAUGUACGACACUGUCAAGGGCUCCGACUGGCUCGGUGACCAAGACGCUAUCCAUUACAUGACCCGAGAGGCACCCGCGUCUGUGUACGAGCUCGAAAACUACGGAUGCCCCUUCUCGCGUACCGAUGAUGGCAAAAUUUACCAGCGAGCCUUCGGUGGACAGUCACGGGAGUUUGGCAAGGGUGGACAGGCGUACAGAUGCUGCGCUGCUGCCGACAGAACUGGACACGCUCUACUUCACACGCUUUAUGGUCAAUCUCUCCGACACAACACCAACUACUUCAUCGAAUUCUUCGCCAUCGACCUGAUCAUGGAGGACGGCGAAUGCAAGGGUGUCAUUGCCUACAACCAAGAGGACGGCACUCUCCAUCGUUUCCGUGCUCACAACACUGUCCUUGCCACCGGUGGUUACGGCCGUGCUUACUUCUCUUGCACUUCCGCACACACAUGUACUGGUGAUGGAAUGGCCAUGGUCGCUCGUGCCGGUCUUCCUAACCAGGAUCUGGAGUUUGUGCAAUUCCACCCCACUGGUAUCUACGGCGCUGGUUGCUUGAUCACCGAAGGCUCGCGUGGUGAGGGAGGCUACUUGCUCAACAGCGAGGGUGAACGUUUCAUGGAACGUUACGCUCCAACAGCAAAGGAUCUGGCAUCUCGCGAUGUCGUCAGCCGAAGUAUGACCAUGGAAAUCCGUGAAGGUCGCGGUGUUGGUCCUGAGAAGGACCACAUUUACCUGCAACUGUCUCACUUGCCUCCUGAGAUUCUCCACGAGCGUCUGCCAGGUAUCUCCGAGACCGCAUCCAUCUUCGCAGGUGUCGACGUUACCAAGCAGCCCAUCCCUGUGUUGCCAACCGUCCACUACAACAUGGGUGGUAUUCCCACCAAGUAUACCGGUGAGGUGAUCACAGUCGACGAGAAGGGUCAAGACAAGGUUGUGCCAGGUCUUUUCGCUUGCGGCGAGGCUGCCUGUGUAUCCGUCCACGGCGCCAACCGUCUCGGAGCCAACUCACUUCUUGAUCUGGUGGUCUUCGGCCGUGCUGUCAGCCACACAAUCCGAGAUAACUUCUCACCUGGCAAGCCACACAAGGAGAUUUCCAGCGAUGCCGGAGCUGAGGCUAUUUCCGUUGUUGACCAGAUCCGCACCGCUGAUGGACCAAAGAGCACCAACGAGAUCCGAAGCGAUAUGCAGAAGGUCAUGCAGUCCGAUGUUUCCGUCUUCAGAACACAAGAGUCACUUGACGAGGGUGUGAAGAGAAUCAACGAGGUCGACAAGCAAUUCCACCAAGUCGGUAUCAAGGACCGAAGCAUGAUCUGGAACAGCGACCUGGUCGAGACUCUCGAACUCCGAAAUCUCUUGACUUGUGCCGUGCAGACCGCCGAAGCUGCCGCAGUCCGCAAGGAAUCUCGUGGAGCUCACGCCCGUGAAGACUACCCAGACCGAGAUGACGAGAACUGGAUGAAGCACUCCCUGACAUGGCAGAAGAAACCUCAUGAGAAGGUUGACAUUGGUUACCGUGCAGUGCAAGCCAACACCCUUGACGAGAACGAGUGCAAGGCAGUUCCUCCAUUUGCUAGAAAGUAUUAGAAGCGUUCGUUGUUUGGCGAAGAUCUUCAGAUUAGUGAAGGUUAUUCAGACGACUUCACUUUUUUACAGCAGGCUGCGAGGUCGCUCAAGGCAGAUGUUGCUGACAGGAAACUGCAUGUAGUCUAGAAGUAGCGAAGGCGUUUGUAUAUAUAUACUAGCAUUCUGUUCGACUCGUGUUGUCUCUGCAAACACUUUGGCGUGCUGUGUCUGUGAUA
Molecule: messenger RNA, 2267 nt
Organism: Cercospora beticola
Lineage: Eukaryota; Fungi; Ascomycota; Dothideomycetes; Mycosphaerellales; Mycosphaerellaceae
Product: succinate dehydrogenase [ubiquinone] flavoprotein subunit
Biological process (GO): tricarboxylic acid cycle; mitochondrial electron transport, succinate to ubiquinone
Molecular function (GO): succinate dehydrogenase (quinone) activity; electron transfer activity; flavin adenine dinucleotide binding
Source: RefSeq, a predicted model, not a curated record